CGUUCUCGAGGAGGGGAAGAGGGGGAGGGGAAGAGGUAUGGAGGAAAGCGGGAUCGAGGAGGCCGGCAGCGCUCCCUCGAUGUCACUGUCGCGGUGGGUGGACGGGAGCGAGGUGGACUCGGAGUCGCCUCCGUGGUCCAUCGAGGAUGUCGACGCGGCGGGGUUCGGGGAGGAGCACCAGUCGAUGCUGCGAAGGAGGUUGGUGAAGAAGCCGCGGAGGGUGGACUCAUUGGACGUGGAGGCCAUGACCGUCUCCAACGCUCACCGGCACGGCGAAAAGGACAUCUCGAUUUGGACUACACUAGCAAUGGCAUUUCAGACUCUUGGUGUUGUCUACGGUGACAUGGGAACAAGCCCUUUAUAUGUCUUCAGUGAUGUAUUCAGUAAAGUUCCAAUAAAUUCAGAAGUAGAUGUGCUGGGCGCUUUAUCACUUGUGAUGUACACAAUUGCACUGAUUCCUUUUGCGAAAUAUAUAUUCAUUGUGCUGAAGGUUAACGAUAAUGGUGAAGGAGGGACUUUUGCAUUGUAUUCACUAAUAUGUAGAUAUGCAAAGGUUAAUCUACUUCCAAAUCAACAACGUGCAGAUGAAGAUAUUUCCAGCUUUAGACUAAAACUGCCAACUCCCGAGUUAGAAAGAGCAUUAUGUAUAAAAGAAAUGUUGGAAAGAAGGUCCUGUUUGAAACGAGUGUUGUUGCUAUUGGUUCUUAUGGGUACCUCUAUGGUUAUUGGCGAUGGCAUUCUUACUCCGUCUAUGUCAGUUAUAUCUGCAGUGAGUGGUCUGCAAGGUGAAGUUCCAGGAGUCAAUGAAGAUGCUGUAGUCAUAGUUUCAAUCAUAAUUCUCAUAGUUUUGUUCAGCAUACAAAGGUUUGGGACAGGCAAAGUGGGUUUCAUGUUUGCUCCGAUUCUGGCACUCUGGUUUUUCAAUCUGGGGUCUGUUGGAAUAUACAACAUACUUAACUAUGACACUACUGUCCUAAGAGCACUCAACCCAGCAUACAUCUAUUUCUUUUUCAAGAGAAACAGCACUAAAGCAUGGUCUGCUCUUGGUGGUUGUGUUUUGUGUAUCACAGGAGCUGAAGCAAUGUUUGCUGACCUGGGGCAUUUCUCUGUGAAGUCUAUACAGAUAGCCUUCACAUCUUUAGUCCUUCCUUGCCUUCUAUUAGCUUAUAUGGGUCAAGCUGCAUAUUUGAUGAAAUUUCCAUCUUCAGCAGAUAGAAUUUUCUAUGAUUCUGUCCCAGAGAUUUUAUUCUGGCCUGUUUUUGUUAUUGCCACACUUGCUGCCAUGAUCGCUAGCCAAGCCAUGAUAUCGGCGACAUUUUCCUGCAUCAAGCAGUCCAUGGCUCUCGGCUGCUUUCCCAGGCUUAAGAUAAUUCAUACAUCCAAGAGAUUCAUGGGUCAGAUCUAUAUACCCGUCAUCAACUGGUUCCUGAUGGUCAUGUGUAUAAUCAUUGUUACUACUUUCAGAAGCACCACCGAUAUCGCCAAUGCAUAUGGAAUCGCCGAGGUAUUGGUGAUGAUGGUGAGCACUUCAUUAGUGACACUUGUGAUGCUUCUUAUAUGGCAAACCAAUCUGUUCCUUGCUCUAUGUUUCCCUGCCAUAUUCGGCACGAUCGAACUUAUUUACCUAUCUGCAAUUUUCUCGAAGAUAAAGGAAGGCGGAUGGCUUCCGCUUGUUUUUGCUACGUUCUUCCUCUGUCUUAUGUACAUUUGGAACUAUGGUAGUGUGCUGAAGUACCAAAGCGAGGUUCGGGAGAAGAUAUCCAUGGACUUCAUGUACGAGCUCGGGUCGAGUCUUGGCACCGUCAGGGUUCCCGGGAUUGGACUCAUGUACAAUGAACUAGUCCAGGGCAUUCCUUCCAUGUUCGGACAGUUUCUACUCACUCUCCCUGCAUGCCACUCCACUCUUGUUUUCGUAUGCAUCAAGUAUGUCCCGGUUCCUGUCGUUCCUCAAGAGGAGAGGUUCUUGUUUCGCAGGAUAUGCCCAAAGGAUUACCAUAUGUUCCGCUGCGUCGCACGCUAUGGAUACAAGGAUAUCCGUAAGGAAGACCACCAUAUGUUCGAGCAGCUCUUGGUAGCGAGCCUUGAAAAAUUCCUACGAAGAGAAGCCCAAGAACUUUCACUCGAGAUGAGUCUCCCUAUCAUUGAGGAUGACGACGAGUUUGUGAGUUCCCAAAUUGGAGUUGAUGAGCUGCAAGUUCCAUUGCUGUCUGACAAGGGAGCUCACAGAGGUCAAUCUUCAACAUCUGAAGGGAGUUUUCUGUCGUUCCAUUUGGAGGAGGACACCGGUUUGGAAUACGAAAUCGCAGCGCUAAGAGAAGCAAUGGAUUCCGGAUUCACAUACUUGUUAGCUCACGGAGAAGUGCGGGCGAGGAAGGAGUCCUGGUUCUUGAAGAAGCUUGUCAUAAACUACUUCUAUGGAUUCAUGAGGAGGAAUUGCCGAGCGGGAGCUGCCAACUUAAGUGUUCCACACAUGAAUAUCAUUCGUGUCGGUAUGACUUACAUGGUAUGAUCUUUGCGGACUCGUAUCGGGGAGAAAUGCACGACACAUUAAGAGUACCAUCUUCUUGCUUAUCGAUAGUUGAUUUGUAACCAAACGUAGAAUGUUUUCCCCCCUUCUUUUAUCUGUUUCAAAACUAAAGCUACAUCGAAUGCUAUGAAGGAUA
This is a messenger RNA of Zingiber officinale, 2663 nucleotides long. Its product is annotated as putative potassium transporter 12. The transcript is spliced from 9 exons. Bases 38 to 2509 code for a protein of 823 amino acids. Gene Ontology annotation, cellular component: membrane. Gene Ontology annotation, molecular function: potassium ion transmembrane transporter activity. The record is from RefSeq and is a predicted model, not a curated record. Lineage: Eukaryota; Viridiplantae; Streptophyta; Magnoliopsida; Zingiberales; Zingiberaceae. Gene Ontology annotation, biological process: potassium ion transmembrane transport.